AUGACUCCAACUUCUCUGGUUGCGAAAGUAGUACGGGAUCUCAAACGAUCUGGUCAUAUACAGGCAGACGAAGUGGAUACCGAUUAUCUGCUGCAGCUUGUUGGCCAGAAGAGUUACUUAACGGCAAACGACAAAUUGUUGAUAAUAUACGAGGAAGUACGGUCUGCAUUCGAAAACUACCGUAAUCCGCGGUUUGUUUUGCGAAGAAAGGAGAUAGUUCUGCUGGAUUACCCGAAGCCGAGACCGGUUCACAAGCCUAACUAUGUGCGUGCUGAAGAGAGCCGAAUGGCAAGCGGAGAUGGCGCUGUAAGUCCUUGUGGAAGUGGAAGCAUCGGAGGAGCAAGCGAUUCCACUGAGGCUUACAUCACUCUCUGGGAUGUGGACGAGUAUCUCUCGAUGCGCCCGCUGAGUUGCAGCAAUAUGGGGACGUCGGAUAUGGAUUCGCAGAUCAGUGUUGACUUCACUGUGUAUUGCGGGAAGACUUCGUUAACUCGUAAAACGUCCUCCAAAGUACCAAGUCACAAUCCACGUUGGCUGGAGCCAGAAGAUCGGGUUCUUGGCUGGGCAAAUAUUCGCUUACUUGAUUGGAAGGGUGAAUUACUGCAAGGAGUGGUGACAUUGAACUUAUGGGGUGGUGAGCCACAAUAUCCACCACACGGACGAAUCGGCAGUAAUAAUAAGAAACAAGGAUCAAGCUGUCGGCUGAUUAUUGAGCUGGCUCGCUAUCGUUCACCUCAUGUGAGAAUGCCGGACAGCAGCCAGUUUGCACCGUUUGUGCGAUUCGUUCGCUCGCAUGAAGAACCGCAAAAGAUGCAGACCGAUGAAUUCAGUAUCGCUAGGAUACUGGCUACCAUAAGAAAACGACUGCUGGGUGGAGUAGUUUCAGCAGAAGAAGAGUUGUUUGUAUGGAAUCAAAGAGAUUCGAGUGGCAAUAUCAGUGAGAUGUACAAAAGAUUUGCUCUAAUAAUUGAAGCAUAUCUCCGCGGUAAUGAUGAACAUAUUCGAACGGUUGUCAAACAGCGCCUUCGAGAGGAAUUGCGGAAUAAUUGCCCAACCUUGGAAAGAAUCGACUCUCCUCUAGAUCCUAGUAAUGCGUUGGGACAACUGCGGUCAGUUUUAUACAAUAAAUAUUGGUGUUAA
Messenger RNA from Ostertagia ostertagi, 1140 nucleotides. Lineage: Eukaryota; Metazoa; Nematoda; Chromadorea; Rhabditida; Trichostrongylidae. The record is from the annotation of a GenBank genome assembly.